Malassezia globosa CBS 7966 is the source of this 213-nucleotide messenger RNA. RefSeq lists its product as uncharacterized. The transcript has a single exon. The coding region runs from base 1 to 213 and encodes 70 amino acids. The record is from RefSeq and is a predicted model, not a curated record. Gene Ontology annotation, biological process: signal transduction. NCBI's taxonomy places the organism in Eukaryota, Fungi, Basidiomycota, Malasseziomycetes, Malasseziales, Malasseziaceae.
AUGUCUGCACACAACCUCGCGAUUGUGUUUGGUCCCACGUUGCUUCGCUCUCCCCAUGAGGCUCAGAUGGCCGGCGCUGGCGCUGCUGCGAGUCACGGAGGAGUUGGUCAGAUGUACUUCCCCGAUAUGAGCCUGCAAUGCAAGGCCAUAGAGACGAUCCUGCUCAAGUACCGAGACAUUUUCGUCGAGUCCGACGAAGACGACUUGAGUUAA